UACACUUUGAAUUGGGACAGCCGUCGUCGCGUGGCGGUGACGUAAUCGCACUUAAAAUGCGUACUUCAAGCGUGCAGACCCUGAAUUGGGACACAGCCACUGUGUUCUGUUUGUAUCUUCCUGUCGUCUUGUGAAUUAUGAUCAGCUGUGCUUCCAUCCUGGGUGUUGGUCUGUGUUCUUUGUCGGCUCAUCUGAGUUUGAUGGUGUUUUGUUCAUGGUUCUGCGGCUCUCUGCUCUUCAUCCCGUUUCAUUAUAGUUUCAGGUUUGCUCAUUAGUUUCCCAGUGUAGGUUUUGAUAGCUUUUUGUUCCUCAUUCCCUGUUUUGCCACUUUGGUCACUUGUAAAUAGACGCUCACUCGCAUCACAGCUGUCGCCUGCGUUUUGGGUGCUUUUCUAAAACAUCUGGGGCACAUUAUUCAGUUGGCACUUUAUGGUUUUUACACUUGUUUGUGAAUCUCUGUGAAAUAUUCCCUAUUUUUUGUGAAAACUCAAUUCAUAUUUUAUUUUGAAGGAGCUUUGGUAUAUUUAAGUUAAACUAUCCAGUGGCUCCAGCUGCUCAGUGUGUCUUUCCUCCAUAAUUUCCUGUGACAAACUUAAACUCUGCUCCUAAAUACAUUUCAGACGUUAAAUAAGAACACUGUGUUUCUCUGUGGUUUGUCUGUUGUGAAGAUCGCUGACACUUUGAGUCAUUUUUCUGCUUUGAAGCCUCGACUUGUUGAAGACGUGAGGUAUUUUCAUUUUUAUUUACCGUAAACAUGCCUUAUAAGGCAAAAAUAGUCACUUUACACGAGGUCACACAAAAUACUUAAUUAAUGAGUAUUUGCUUGAAUUAACCAUCAAUUAAAAUAUGAAAUAAGUAUUUUUAAAACCUCUAUUAACAUCUAAAUGCUUUUCUAAAUACAAAUAACAUGUUAUAUAUGAAUCUAUUAUUUAAGAAUAAAGUUGUGUGUUUGCAGUUAUAAAUAACAUAUUAAGGAAGCACUUAUCUUACUGGUGUUUAGGAGUGUGCUGUUAUUAUAAGGUGUUACCACUAAUACUCUGAACACCUGUGGUGUCAGUGUUACCUGUUUAAUGUAAAUACGUUUUAUUGCAGUAUUAUUAAUCAAAGGUUGGCAUGCCAUCUUUUUACACUGAAGUGUAUGGGGACUAAAUGUGUUAGAUGCCACAAGAACAGCUUAAACAUCACAAAGGUGUCGUGCAGUUUACAUCACAGUGUCAGUUACACUGCUUCUUGCCACAUGUAGCUCAUUUUGGAAAUGCCCUGAUGGGUCGUGAGGGUAGUCUUCCGCUCCAGACUGACAUUGUUGUCUGGAUCGGAGGACUUGUUGAAACAUCUUGCUGUAACUAAGGCUGGGAUUGAUGUAGAUAUAAAACCUUUUGGUUACCAACAAAAGAACCAUAGAAACUGUCCAGGCAUGACGACGCUUGUCUGAAGUGUGCGUCUGUGAUUUGUCAGAAAACACACCCUGCAGUUAGCAUUAGUCAGUGUGUCUGAGGCUAUGAAGAAAAGAACACGGUGUAUGUUCACCUGGCCUCAGGCUACUGUUUCUUUCUACACAGUGAUGAUUCACAGGACAGAGCACAUUGCAGUUAACACACAGCCAUGCAAACGCUGCUUAGGAUGGUAACCCUACUGCACAACCGGUGGCUGCUCAGCUUGGAACUGUCUGGCUACACAGAGGAGGACUGACUGACUGCAAGCUGCCAUGUCCACGUCCAUACCCUGUCCUGGUACCUUAGUCAUCAUCACCCUUCACUCAAGCCUACAUGUUUACAGCCAGAAAUGAGAACUAAACACAAAGUAGCAGAGGUGGCUGAAUUAACUUGCAGAUGUUUAAUUAAAUUAAUUAAAAACCAAACUGUUGGAAAACUGAAAUGCAGGUAAUGGAGUCUGAACAAUGAUUCGUUUUAAUAUUUCAUCCUUUCAGCUCCAAUAUGUGCUUGCUACUUUUAGCUUUCACCUGAAGUCAGUUUUAUUUAUUACUUGAUAAUUAAUAAAUAUUGAUUAUCAUUAUUAAUAAUGUAUAAAUGAAAUGAAAAUGAGUAAUGACUACUUUCAUUGAGUGUGUGUCUGGCUCUGUUUGUGAGUGUGUGUGCUGAUUCAUGAGUGGAGGGAGUGGUGGUGCAGGGCGUGACUCUGACACACGCUGUAUCACACUAUCCAGGUGAGAAAUAGUUUUUAAGGCAGCAACACGAAGCAGCGCACAACUUUACACAGCAGAGCUGAACUCCCGAGCACAGCAGCCAGCUCUCUUUGUUUGCCGACAGCUGCUCCGUUUUCUUAUUUCUUCUGGAGGUUUUCACAACAUGAGAAUACUUUUACUACUAGCUGCCUCGGCCAUACUGUCACACGCCCAAAAUGACUGCUCAUGGGGGGCUUGCUACCCACCCACCGAUGACUUGCUCCUUGGCAGGGCUCACCAACUUCAGGCUUCAUCUACCUGUGGCCUCACUGGCUCAGAGAUCUUCUGUACCCCAUACCAACAGAGGAAGAUGAAAUGUUGUCCGUGUGACUCCAGGAACCCAAACAGUCAGCUGGCCCACACUGUCCAGGAUGUUGUGUCCACCUCGGGGCCAGACAGAUGGUGGCAGUCUCAGAAAGAGACGAGUCCAGUUACCCUUCAGCUCAACCUCAACAACCUGUUCCAGCUUGACAACCUGGUGCUGAACUUCAAGGGUCCUCGUCCCAGUGCCUUGGUCAUAGAGAGGACAUUGGACAACGGCAAAACAUGGCAGCCCACCCUCUACAUGGCAACAAACUGUCAAAAAGCAUUUCCCAGCGUACCCACAAGAGUUCCUCUUGCCAUGGAGCAGACAUACUGCUACACACUGCCCCCUACAGACACAAAUCCAUAUAAAGAUCACACAAUUGAGUACAGUCCUUUACAUCAAUACGCUUACGUCGCUGCUCCCAAAAGCCAAAAGAUUGAAGAUGUGUCUGGGUUAACAGGGCUGAGGGUGAGAUUCACAGAGCUGGGUGAUGUGCCUCAUCUGCCAGGCAGGAGUCUCAGUAGGUUUUACGCCCUGAAAGAGAUGAAGGUGAUGGGCAGCUGUAUGUGCCAUGGACAUGCUAACCGAUGUCUGCCACAAGGAUACAGCAGUAGCCUGUUGCCCAGUACUAUACAGGUGAACGCACAGUGUGACUGCCAGCAUAACACAGCAGGUGUGAACUGUGAGCGCUGUGCUGAUCUCUACAAUGAUCUGCCCUGGAGACCUGCAGAGGAAGGCAACACUCAUGCCUGCAAACGUUGUGAGUGUAACAACCACGCACAGCGCUGUCGGUUUGACUGGGCGGUGUACGAGGCCAGUGGACAGAGGAGUGGAGGUGUGUGUGAAAAUUGUAUGCACCACACCACAGGACCAAAGUGUGACCAGUGUGCUCCAGGAUACCAGCCCAACCCCCGCAGUCGAAUGGAUCGCCCUGAUGCCUGCAUACGCUGUAUCUGCAGUGCCGAGGGGACAGUGAACAGCGGCCGGUGUGAUGACAGCACAGGAUCCUGUCAAUGCAAAGCGAAUGUAGAGGGUCCCCGCUGUGACCGCUGCAAGACGGGAUACUACGGUCUGAGCUCCUCCAACCCUCUGGGCUGCACUAAGUGUUCCUGUUCUCCGCACGGCUCCCUUUCAGACAUCUGUGAUCCGUCGACUGGCCAGUGUCUCUGUCGUCCCCACUUCCACGGCAUUACCUGCAACGUGUGUGUAAAAGGCUACUGGAAGCCAAACAUGUCCGAAACCUGCAAACCCUGCGGCUGUGAUGCCACCAAGUCAACCACUGAUUCCUGCGAUCAGCUGACUGGUCAGUGUCAGUGCAGAUCAGGCUUUGGAGGCCGAACGUGUACAGAGUGCCCUGAUAAUACGUACGGAGACCCUCUGAAAGGCUGCCAACCCUGUGACUGUGAUGCCAGUGGAACCCUCCCAGGAGUUUGUGACAAGCAGUCAGGAGUCUGUUUGUGCCGACCGGGCGUCUCUGGAGCUCGCUGCGACUCCUGCAGUCCUGACCGCUGCGACUCCUUCCCUGACUGUGAGAUGUGUCCCUCCUGCUUCUUCAACCUAAACACUCAGCAAAAGAAUCUCAGGUCGGUCCUGUUGAGACUUGCUUCCAGAUUAUCAUCUCAGUCUGGAGGCGCUGCUGACUUUGGGCCCCGCAUCAGUGACCUGGAGGCCAGUUUGAAAAUCAUCCAGAACUCCAUGUCCCUCUCACCCAUCACUGAUACACGUGAUGCUCUUUCUAAGCUGAAGAAGCUCAGGUACCAGGUUGAUAAUGACCUUUCACCCCUGACAAAAACUCCUGGUCUGGACUCUGAGCUGGACAAACUGCAGGACCUGCUGGAAAGCUUCACUCUGGUGUACAAUGCCAAGAAAGCUGUCACAGAGAACUCUAUCAGUCCCAACAAUAUAGGGGCAUUUACUGCCAUCAGCUACGCCUACGAUAACUCGACAGAUGCCACCAAAAAAGUUGAGGCCGGGAAAAAUACCAUAAAGGAAUCAACUGAUGUCCGAGAAAAGACUGAGGACAUUCAGAGCAAAGUACAGCCGGCCAACACCAGAGAUCUGGACAAACUGAACAACAGCAUGGCCUCCCAACCCAACCUCACUCCUGUUGCCAGACAAGUGUGUGGCAGUGUUCACUCUGAGCCCUGCACACCUCUCCAGUGUGAAAUUGGAGAUUUGUGCACACCAGUGGGAGACGCACCCUGUGAAAAGGGGGGAAAGUGUGUGGGCGCUCUGCCUCUGAGCAAGAGGGCAGACGCUGAUGCCAAGGAUGUGAAGGAAGGACUCGACAAACUCUCUGGGAGGAUCACCGAUGCUGCAGAGAAGCUGCAGAAAACACAGGAGAUGACCAAUCAGGUGAGGCAGUCUACAGAGAAGCUGUCCAGUAAGCUGCAGCAGGCCAGAGAUGAACUCGAAGACGACCUAAAUGAGACACGCAGCGUUGUGAAAGAGCUCAAAGACUUCCUGUCAGACCCAUCCGCUAACCUGACCCAUGUCCAGAAGGUGAGUGACUGGAUCCUGAAUGCCAAGCUGCCCCCCAGAUUGGCAGGGCUUAAAGGGAAGCUGCAGGAGCUGAAGGAUCUGACAGCCAAUCUACCAGACAGCACAGCAGUGCUGAGGGAAGCUGAGCCACAGUUAGAUGCAGCCAAGAAACUGCUGCAGGAUGCUCAGGAUGCCAGGGACACAGCACUGGGUGUGAAGGCUGAUGUUGAUGGGCUGCUGGCAGGCUUCAGCUCAGUGAGCCCUUCCCUUGCUGAGCUGGAAGACAAAUUGCAAGACAAAAUGGAUGUCAUAGAGACCUUGAAUAACAACCUUACUAAGGCCAAAGACCAGCUGGUGCCAGCAGAGAAGGCUCUGGACGAUGUAUCAACACUGAUAAAGCCAAUGAAACCCCAGCUGGAUAAGCUGAAAGACCUGCUGCAGGAUGGAGGUCAGCUGGCUGAAGAUGCACGGGAAAAUGCAGAAAAAGCUGACAAAGAAGCAGCUGCUGGAAAUCAGGACCUGUUGACUUUGGAGAAGCACCUUGACAGUCUUAAAGAGAAAGAUGUUCCCAGGACAGAUGGUGAGACGGAGCCAGCGGAGGAUCGACUGAACAAACUGCAGCAGGAUGCUGGAGUUCUGGCUAACAUAACCAAAAACAUGCUGCAGGCUCUAGAUGGAAAAGCCGACUCCAUCCAAAGACUGCAGGACGAGAUAGUUCAGAAGUCAACGAAGCUUGAACAGCUCGAUGUCGAUCUUAAAACACUUCUGACACAACUCCGUAAGAAAGCCGACGACCUCAGUGCCUGCCAGGGCUGAGCUGACAUGUAGCAGUGCAGUUAGUAUGUAACUGUAACACUGUCUGAGGAAUUCCAACCAUUUUUAUACAUGCUGUCUAUUUGAAAGACUCAAAAGUAAUUGGACAGUUUCUGACAGGCAGUUUCAUGGCUGCACGCGACUUGUUGCUCAUUAAAAAGCUGAAAGAUCUGGAUUUGAUUCCAAAUGAUAAAUUUAUAUUUAGUGGCUGUUCACAAGAACUAUGAGCUCCAAGAUAAAUCAGUGGAGGCUGUCAUUAAAAAUCAAAAUAUAUCAGACAGAUAGAUUAGAAACAAUAAAACCAGCUCACAUAUUUAAAAUUAUGUGUUUAUGUUUUAGACAAUGUAAUUCCUGCGCAGGUGAAUAACAGCAUGAAAGACUUUGAUUGUUUAACUGAAAUACCCUGUGGUGGUGCACAGACACAGCAUUCGUAGGUAUAAAUAUGCAGUAUAACAGCUGUAACUGUACCUUCUGCUGCUGUUUCUGAUGUCGUCGUGCUUAGACACCAAAUUAACUUCAGCGUGUACAGGUUACUCAGACCUGCGCUGUACCAGCUGCCUUCAAAUCAGAAACAUACAACAAGCUUUAAUGAAAAUGAAUUUCAGCAUCAUGAACACCAAAUUCUGAGCUGAUUUUUUUGGUCCUAUUUGAAUGUAACCUUACCCUGUAUUUGUGUCAGUCACAUCUCUGAUGGUUGUCUCAUGGUUUCUAGAGUCAUUGCUGCCUGUAUAUUUAUCACUAAUCUGCAAUUUGUUUCAACAAAGUUUCAUGUUCACAGCAACACCGCAUUACUGCAUUUUUCCAAAGUGGAUAAAGGCUGAAUGUUCCCUUAUUUACUGAUCUGAAUCUGUUGUUCAUGCAUAACAAACAGGAACACAACAGGUUUAGUGAGGAAAUGGUUGCUUGUUUUAAAUGCCUGUAUUUAAUUGUUUCUUUAAUUUAAAAAACUGUAUUUCACUACAUUUGUGGAAUAAAAUCUAUUCUUUAUACCAA
Oreochromis aureus is the source of this 6776-nucleotide messenger RNA. RefSeq names its product laminin subunit beta-3 (gene lamb3). Lineage: Eukaryota; Metazoa; Chordata; Actinopteri; Cichliformes; Cichlidae. Gene Ontology annotation, cellular component: basement membrane. Gene Ontology annotation, biological process: axon guidance. Bases 2307 to 5786 code for a protein of 1159 amino acids. The record is from RefSeq and is a predicted model, not a curated record. The transcript is spliced from 22 exons.